AUGAACGUCGAUGCACUCGAAGCAAUGUACGCUGCGAUCGAAGCAGCGUACGCUCUCAAAUAUGGUGAUAUCACAGCGGUGCGCGAGCGGCUCCACAUAGAUCAAGCGGACCCCCUCGCGGGCAUCGUCAGGCUUUUGCGCGAGGACUGCGGCGUCGACAGUUGGCAUCAACUCCUAAGCACACAUCUUGAAUGUGUACUAGCAUGGUCGCCGGAUCAAAUCGAGGAGUUCAUACAAGGUAUCAACGGUUUGGGAAACGUGUAUGAAGUGUUAGCAGACGGCCUCGUUAAAGCGACGAACGCGUUGGAAGCCAGGUUCGGCCGCGACCGCGCGAUAGAGAACUACGAAUUUAAUACCUGGAAGCGCGCGGAGCUCAAGAAGAAGCGCGAGGAGCUCGGCGUGAAGAACUGGCUCUACCUGUGGGAUGUUUUGGACCGGCAACUGGAAUCCUAUCGUGUGAAGCGCAUGCCCGAGCGCCCGGCGCUGCCGCGCGUGUUUUGCUGGGGGCCCCUGGAGGACGUGGACGCGGAGCUCGCGGCGAUCGACCAGGCCCUGUGGCGCGGACACAAUUUUAUUGAGCAGGCGCGUCGCGACGCCGCCGACGCUGUCGACGCCGGCUUCGUGCGCUACCUCGUGGCCGCCCUUCGGGUCCCGUUGGCGGUGACCCGUGUCUCGUGGGCCAGGGCCGAACGAGACAGCUACUGCGAAAGCUACGACAACUUCGAGAGCUACCGGCGCCUCGUGCUGGAGCGGCCGUCGCGCGACGCCGACGGCGUUCCCCUCCUGUCGCGAAGUGAGAUCGACCGCGUCCUGCCGGCGAUCUUCGGCGUCGACAUCGUGUGGGCCGCGCUCCCGACCGACGGUCCCCGCCGCGAGCGGCAGGCGCGCGCGAUCCUCGUGGCGGAGGUCCUCUACGAGGCGCGGCGCAAGCAGCUCGUCGCGCAUGCCGCUGCCUCCGGUCGCGAAGUUGUGUGA
Messenger RNA from Pelagomonas calceolata, 975 nucleotides. The record is from the annotation of a GenBank genome assembly. Lineage: Eukaryota; Pelagophyceae; Pelagomonadales; Pelagomonadaceae.